Molecule: messenger RNA, 6153 nt
Organism: Pocillopora meandrina
Lineage: Eukaryota; Metazoa; Cnidaria; Anthozoa; Scleractinia; Pocilloporidae
Source: the annotation of a GenBank genome assembly
AUGGAUAGCGAUAAGAAAGAUGACCCUUUAAAAGUUGGUCGAUUUGGAAUUGGCUUCAAUUCUGUUUAUCAUUUGACUGGUAAGUUUCUUUAAGGGUGAUAAAAAAUCAUUACCAUAUGACAUCGUGGCAGAUCAUUGAAAUUCUCGGAUUGCAAUGCAAAAAGAAACUUCCUGGAAACAGAAGAGCGGAAAUCCUUGCCGAGAAAUUUUCCCUUGCGUCUAGAAAAAAAAACCAUAACAAGUUUCGUUCUAAAAUCAUCUGUUCAACCUAGCAACUGCACAUCCUUUUAAGGUGCGAGUUGAAACAGAUUGAGUAUCUGCACUUAAUAAUGAGACAAUUAUAUUUACUAAACUGGUUACUUCUUAACACAUGAUUUAGAUCUGCCCAGCAUCGUGAGUGGAGAUUCUAUUGUAUUUCUUGAUCCUCAAGAAAUACACUUUGGUAGAGGGGAAACGGGACAAGAAUUUUCCCUUGAGGAUGAACUCCUUGAAAAUCACGAAGACCAGUUCAAGCCGUACGAGAAUGUCUUAGACUGCAAAAUUUCGACUCGAUUUUACAAUGGAACUUUGUUUCGUUUUCCGUUACGAAGUGCACCAUCAGACUUAUCCGAAAAGGUUUACAGUAAGGAAAAAGUUCGCAAAUUAUUUCAAGCCCUCGAAAAGGAAGCACCUGUUAUUCUGCUCUUCCUGAAAAACAUUGAAGAAAUCGCUCUGUUUGAAACUGAUGAAAGAGGCGUUGAGAGACAUGUCUUUACAGUUCGACUGAGUGACAGCUGCCGACAAGAAGUUAGAGAAAAGAAGAGAAAUUUUUUGAAUGAUUUGAGAAGGCUGAGCGACGGGGAAAUUGAAAACAUCAAUCUUUCUCUAGAUUUGCAUGUCCUUGAAAAGACUGAAGGAGGAAGGGAGGUGGAAAAUAAAUGGCUUGUGUACCACCAGGUUGAUGCUCGAAAUUCAACUCUCAAAAAAUUGUCCCUAGAGUUAGGUCUCCUACCUUGGGUGGCCUGUGCCACACCAGUGAAUGCAGUCACACUUCAAGCGCUCUCAUCAAGAACUGGAAGAAUCUUCUGCUUCUUACCACUUCCACCAGACGCUGACUCCAAGACCGGUUUGCCAGUUCACGUGCAUGGCUACUUUGGCCUCACAGAUAAUCGGCGUGGUCUUAAAUGGCCAGGCCUUGACUGUCAGGACGACUCAACCGCAGAAUGGAAUGUGUCGCUGGUGCAGCAUGUUGCGAGUGAGGCCUACGCCAACGUGUUGCUCCUUCUUAGAGAUUCAUGUGAUUCUUCAGAUGGAACAGAUUUGAUGUACAAGUCAUGGCCAAACAUUCGGGAAGUUGAAAACCACUGGCAGUGUAUGAUAGAGCACAUGUUUUCGAUUUUAUUAAAAGAAAACAUCCUCUGGACCCCUGCAAAUCAUGGUCAGUGGAGAAACCUUAGUGACGCCUACCUUGACAGAAUGACAACCCAAUUUCAGAGUACAUCUGAUGAAACAAGACGCGUAGUUCUAGACACAUUGACGCAAGCAAAUGAGGCCGUUGUAAUCGUCCCGAGCCACGUCAUGACUGCGAUUGAUAAAUACAGGUCAGUACCUACGAAGAGCAUCACUCCCGCAUUCUUGAGAGCUCUGCUGAAAAAGAAGGAAAAGGGAGUUUGGAAGAUAAGCAAUGUACUGAAGGAGAAGAAGCUUUUACUACUCGAAUUUGCUCUCGCGGACAAGAACCUGGACGACAUGCGAGGAGUUCCCCUUUUGCCCCUCGCAGAUGGAAGUUUUGUUGAUUUCCGCUCAAUCCAGUACAACCGAGAACCAGCCGCUGCUGUGUACGUUUCAUCAACGAGCAAUCCCCGUUCCAUUUUCCACAACAUGGACAAUAAGUUCCUCGACGACAGCGUUCAAACAUCUGCCGUUACAUAUUUGUCGAAGGUUGCCACUGAUGCUAAUAAUUCACAUACAAUCGAACCGGUGCAACUCGUUAAGUUAAACCAAACCAUUGCUGUCAAGGUUCUGCGAGAGAUGCUUCCAUCAGAUUGGUGUGGAGGAAAUCAUUCAGUACCUUGGUAUCCAGGAAAAAAUGGGCAUCCACCAGAGCGCUGGUUGGAGUCAGUAUGGAUGUGGAUUCAGAGAAUGUUCCCCGCUGAUCUCUCAUUGCUCGAAAACUUCCCGCUCAUUCCGCACACAUGUUCUGGAAACCGAAGCAUUGUGAAGUUGAGUUCAUCAAGCGUGGUUAUCAGAAGACAUUACCAGGGUAUCUCUUUACCGCCACUUAUUGUGUCUUUGCUUGGAAAAGUUGGCUGCAUUGUUCUAGAAACUCUUCCAUUGUACAUUCAUCACAACACCCUAAAUAGAUAUGUUGUCACACCUGAUCCCCAUGGCGUCCUAAAGAUCUUUUGCACGUUGGGUCAAAGCAGGUGCAUACCAGCGAUUACACAUUGUUCCCCAGAUGAGAAGCGAGCGCUACGAAGUUUCCUCUCUUCUACGUACUUCAAUGAUGCUGAAAGAAGCCUCCUAUGUAACCUUCCUAUUUUUGAUGCAGCUAAUGGAAGCUCCUUCAUUGCUCUCAGAAAUGGAUUUCAAGUUCAUGAAGUGUCACCAUAUGGCUUCGAAGUUCCUCGACCCUUGCCAAUACCAAGAGCGUCCUCAAUCAUUGCCUUGAGAGAUAGCGAAUCUCAUACCCUAAUUCAAAGACUUGGAAUCUCACCGAUGACAAAAACAGCCUUUCUAAGGGACAUUGUAUUCAGUGGCAUACAGAGCAAUUUCUAUAAUCACCAACAGAUCUCUACGCUGAUGUGCUGGGUACUUAGCCAGUAUUCCCUUUUUUGCGGGGAAGACAGCUCAUUUCAUUCAUCUCUUCAACAACUGCCCUUUGUACUCACCAGGAGUAAUAAGUUAGUUACUCCAUGUUGCGUUCUAGAUCCACAACAACCCAUUUUGAAGCAACUGUUUGAGAGCGAAUACGACAAAUUUCCAAAUGAAAGUUUCGUCAAAGAAGAAACCCUUCUACGUCUUCGACAACUUGGAAUGAGGAGUAUUCCAAAUAAAGAGGACAUUCUACAUGUUGCUAAAACUGUUGAUAAGAUUCACAGCGAUGUGGGAUCCCGUAAAGCAUCAGCCUUAUUAGAGUUCCUUGACAGAAACCCACCUGACAAGUCCUUGGGCCAAACUCUGAUGAACGAGAGAUGGGUCCCAAGAAAACAGAGUCGUCCCUCCUCUUAUCCUGGUGCGAUGCCUUGGUUUUCAGGAACAACGCAUUUAUACAAACCAUCUGAAACGUUCAGCCAAUCGAAAGCUACUCUUGUAGGAGCUUCAGCACCAAUAGUAUCCAAACCUUGUUCCAAAGCAUUAGAGGCUGUUUUUGGUUGGGACAAAUCGCCACCUGUGCACCACCUUUUAAACCAGUUGCGUUCUGCUUGUUUGGUACGAUUGAAUGACAUGAACAGGAGUGCUCUGUAUCAUUUCCAAGUGAUGUUAAGGCAGAUCUACGAAGAAGGAUCCAGCAAUGCUAGCCUCAUCGAAGCUGUAAACCAGGAUAACAGUUUUCCUGAGUGGAUUUGGCAUGGGAAUGGAUUUUCAUCACCAUCAAAGACAGCAUUUACAUCUUGCUGCAGAAUCGACUUGAGGCCUUACCUUUACAUAGUGCCAAACGAAUUUAAAAUCCUUUACCCUUUCUUCCAGCGAUGCGGUGUUCGUGAAAAAUUUCAAGAUUCCGACUUGUUGCGUAUCCUGACAAUGAUAAAAGACAAACAUAACACCAGCAGUGACUAUCUAAAAGAUGUGGCAGAUGAUCGAAAGCUGUCACAUGAGAUUAUCCACUGGAUAGUUAGAGAUAGAAAGAAACUCAAUCCAGACCUUCGAGAAAGUCUUCUGGUGCCCAUUCACACCUGGGAUAAUACCUUGAAGUUGGUUCCAUGUUCGGAGUGCACUUUUUGUGAUGCGAAGUGGCUUAGAAAAGGAGGAACAGAACUUCUCAUCACAAGCGAAUUUCCGAUGAUCCACAAGGCCAUAUCUCCCGAAACCGCUGCUCUGCUUGGUGUUCCACCAAUCAGCACCCGUGUCACUUGUGCAGAGGCUUUAGGUAUCGAGCAAACAGGUCCCCACGAGCCAAUUACCACGAGGCUAAAGAAUAUUCUGAACGAGUACAAAGAAGGGGUUGGUGUUUUCAAGGAAUUAGUGCAGAAUGCAGAUGAUGCUGGUGCAACAGAAGUUCAGUUCGUUCUUGACUGGCGCAAUCAUCCAAACCAGAGGCUUUUGUCACCGGGAAUGGUAGAAUGCCAAGGUCCCGCCCUGUUGGCAUACAACAAUGCAACCUUUACAAAUGAUGAUCUGAAGAAUAUAUCGAGACUGGCAGGUGCCACGAAAAAGGAAGAUCUUGAGAAGAUUGGUCGCUUUGGUCUUGGUUUCAGUUCCGUUUACCACUUUACUGAUGUUCCAAGUUUCAUUACCGGAAAUUAUGCUGUCUUUUUUGAUCCAGAAACAACACAUCUUGGCUCCCACAUAAGCCAUGCUUCGAAGCCUGGAAUAAAGAUAGAUCUGGCGGUAAAUGAGAACAGUUUAACCUGUUUUCCGGACCAGUUUGCACCCUUCAAUGGGCUUUUUGGCUGUGACACUACUCCACCCAGCGAUGAUGACAAGUUCUACUUUCAAGGGACUCUCUUCAGAUUUGCAUUCCGAACUAAGCGAGGCGAAAUCAGUGAUAAGAUCUACAAUAAGAAGGAAAUACGGUCGCUUAUGUUUUCUUUCCGAGAAUCAUCACCGACCCUUCUUUUGUUUUCACAGAAUGUUAAAAAGGUGUCCUUCCUUGAAGUGGAUGAAAAUACGAUUGAUACUAAAGACUCACGACUCCUGUUUGAAAUCUGCAGAAAAAGUCGGACAGAAUGUACACCAGCUAAGAAUUCUGUAACGGAAAGUACCUUUCUGAAGUCGUGCGCAGCAUGGACAAGACAGUCCACAAGUCAGUCCGAGCUUUUUGCCAGGUAUCCAUCUCCUAAACUAACGGAGUUCAUAUCUGUGUGUUUCACCAUCUGUCGUAAGAAUGAAGAGAGGUGUCAAGAAACCCAGUCUUGGCUUGUGACCUCUUGUCUUGGUACUGAAAAUUCCUUUAAGCUUGCAACAAGUGAGGAGGGCAAGAAGGAGGGACUCUUAUCUGCCUCAGGGGUGGCAGCAAAGAUUUGCACCCAAGGUGAUGGCUCUGAAAAAGUAGAGGCAGUACCUGGAGAAAUAUUUUGUUUCCUUCCCCUUAGUAUUCCAACAGGUCUUCCAGUACAUGCCAAUGGCUACUUUGCAGUCACAUCAAACCGCCGAGGAAUCUGGGAAGGUACUACAGCCGAUGUCGGCCGUCAACCUUUAGAAGUGCGGUGGAACCAAGACCUCAUGGAGGAUGCGUUGACUCAGGCCUAUGUUCAGCUCUUGGAAAAUAUGAUCGUCAUGCAAACACAAGGAAAAAUCCCGUCGUAUGAUGUUUUCACACUCUGGCCAAAUCCAGACAAACUUCAAUCAUCCGCAUGGGAACCACUCAUCAAGAGCUUUUAUCGAAGAAUCGCAAAUUAUGACUUACCCUUAGUGCGCACAGGAGGGAAAUGGCUCCCAGUAACUCAAUGCAUUUACCAAGACCUCAAGUUACGGGAGCUUCCAAAUAGUAAGAUCGUCCUUGAAAAGUUUGAUUACAAAAUAGCACAACUUCCAGACUUUGUCAAGAGAGGAUUUCAACAAGCUGGAUGUAUGGAAGUUAUCGAAAAACGUACAAUGACACAAGAAAAGUUUCUCCGAGACGUCUUUUUCCCGAAUAUCACGGCAAUACCCGAAGAGCUUCGGAAUCCCAUUGUGUGCUACCUCAUAGAUGAAUGCCUUCAACGACAUGCUAGCAAUCGGUCCAAGCAGCUACUCGAUCUAUACGAAUUUUUGCUUUCAACUAAUCGCUGUAUUCCUUGUGGGCCAGAUACGGGGCAUUUGGCUUUUCCCAAGGAGCUGAUAUCCCCGAAAAGUGCUGCUGCGACUCUGUUCUCAGCAGACGAUAGGAGAUUUCCAUUUCGUUCAUGUUAUCAAACUGAAGAACGUCUUCUCGUGCUUCAAAACCUGGGAAUGUUAUCAGAUAUUCUUGACUGGGAAACCCUGAUUGAGCGAGCAAACUCUGUGUCGGUGCUCUGUAGAAGAGCCAAAUAA